CAGAGUUGCGUUUUGUAGGCGGGGCUUAAGAGUCAUUGCUGGUAAACCACGUGACCAAACGCGGAACUUCAGUAAACAGCGAAAGCCUCGGAAGUCAUGUCUCAUUAAGUUGCUGUUCAUUAUAAUCUCACAUCCGUCCUGCGAUUUUUAAACACGAAAUACUGUCCCGAUGGCCAGCGCUCCUCCGAUGGAGUCCUCUGUUCCGCUCGGCUUCGCCCCUCCGCCUCCGUCUUAUGAUGAAGCUACGGGCUCAGGAGGCAUUUACCCACAAGGCAUUUACCCACAAGGCACUGCGCUUUCUCCUCCCCCGCAACCUCCGAUGGAGAAAGCUGCAUCGCCUUAUCCCCCACAAGCUUAUGCACAAAUGUACCCGAGCCCUCAACCUGUACCCACUGUUCAACCCUUGGUUUCCGUGCAGACGGUGUACGUGCAGCCGACUGCGUUUGGAGAUGUUCCAGUGCAGACAUGUUGCCCCAUGUGCUCUCAGACUGUGAUAACUCGCAUGGAACACACUUCAGGCACCAUGGCCUGGCUGGUGUGUGCAGGCCUGUGCAUUAUUGGCUGUAUGUAUGGGUGUUGCCUGAUCCCCUUCUGCGUGGACGGCCUGAAGGACGUGACGCACUUUUGCCCCAAUUGCAACAAUCCUAUCGGUUCGUUCAAACGGCUCUAAUGUAGAAACAGGAACUGAGCACAAAUCCACUCUCUGUUUUUGUAUUCUUUGAAUUCCUGCAUUUCUUAUUACUGCAAAAGUAUAAUUAACUCUUUACUCAUUUCUACCAUCCAAUAUAAUAAUAUCCAACUUAUUAUUCGUCCACUUUCUUUGCACGGUGCCUCUAUACGAUAAUGUUAUAAACCACAAUAUUGUUAGUUAUUACUUGUUUAAAAACAAAUGACAUUUGUCACUAGGUAAUGUUUUAUUCACCGAAGAUGUUCUUCAGUUAAAAGUUACUUACAUUUUUACAUUUGUGUCCCUUGGUUUUUAUAACUGCACACUUAAAAUCCCCCUCUUGCCAUAUCUUUACUCAUAAACCUUCUCCACGACAAAUAAUGAAUAAAACUGCAAGUGCCUUUAAUAGUUUAAUUAACAAUAACAUGUUUUGCCUCUUUUUUUUUCACUUUAUUCUUAUAACAGUGUUUUGUCACAAUGCUUCACUAUGUUUAUUGAAAGUUAUAUGUAAGUACUUCUAAUAUAAAGGGCACACAAAAUUAAUAAACAAUUUAU
Messenger RNA from Silurus meridionalis, 1222 nucleotides. RefSeq names its product lipopolysaccharide-induced TNF factor (gene litaf). The record is from RefSeq and is a predicted model, not a curated record. The transcript has 4 exons. Gene Ontology annotation, molecular function: zinc ion binding. The coding region runs from base 170 to 670 and encodes 166 amino acids. Lineage: Eukaryota; Metazoa; Chordata; Actinopteri; Siluriformes; Siluridae.